Messenger RNA from Clonostachys rhizophaga, 753 nucleotides. NCBI's taxonomy places the organism in Eukaryota, Fungi, Ascomycota, Sordariomycetes, Hypocreales, Bionectriaceae. The record is from the annotation of a GenBank genome assembly.
AUGUCUGAAACCGACAUGAACAAGCAGGUUGACUUGUCAACCAUCCCCAUUUCGCCCAAUGGAAAGGAGGAGGCAGACGCCGCCGACGAUGGCAAGCCAGUCACCGUCUUCCACGACAAGGACAACUUCAACGUCAAGCAUCCCCUUCAGAACAAAUGGACCCUGUGGUUCACCAAGCCCCCUAGUGGCAAGGGAGACAACUGGAAUGACCUUCUGAAGGAGGUCAUCACAUUUGAUUCGGUGGAGGAGUUCUGGGGCGUCUAUAAUAAUGUCGCCGCAGUAUCCGAGCUGGCUCUGAAAUCCGAUUACCAUCUUUUCAAGGCUGGCGUCCGACCCGAGUGGGAGGACCCUCAGAACAAGCACGGUGGAAAGUGGUCCUACCAGUACAAGGAGAAGCGAAAUGUCGAUGUUGACCGACUCUGGCUUCAGGUCAUGAUGUCUGCUAUUGGUGAGACACUUGAGGACGAAGACGACGGUGAAGUGAUGGGCGUGGUCGUCAACGUCCGCAAGGCCUUCUAUCGAAUCGGUGUCUGGACUCGCACGAUAGGAAAGAGCAUUCCAGGCCGAGGUGAUGGUGAUGUGGCCGGCGGCAAGGGUCGCACCAAUGAGAAGGGCAAGAACAUCCUGUUGAACAUCGGUCGCCGAUUCAAGGAGGUUCUCGAACUUCCCGCUAAUGAGCAGGUCGAGUUCUCAGGCCACACAGACAGCGCGAAUGCUGGAAGCACGAGGGCCAAGGCCAAGCAUGUUGUGUAA